CAGAUUAGAAAUAAUGCUCAGAAAUAUUUGGUAGCAGUAUACACAGGCUUACAAACUAAAACUUGUGAAAAAUUUGUCACGCCAAUACUAGUUAAACAAAAACACACACACAUGCACAUACACCCCAUGCACCACCAAAAAAAAUCCCAAGCAAUCGACCAAAACAAAACUCCUGCCGUGGUGUGGCCCUAGCCAGACUUUCUAAGGAGACAUAACUUUGCAGUGAAAUUGCACAGAUUUUAGGGCUUUGAAUUGUAUUAAUGACUGUUUUUUUUUGCAGGAGUGGAUGAAGUCAGACGUUAUUAUAAGCAUGCUGCUAGAACUCUAGAAGACUUGGGGGUUGAAGUGGCUAAGGAAACUGGACAAGCCUUAGGGCCCAGGACUGAGUUCAUGACACUCCUAGAGAUGUCAGUGAGAGCUCUGCUUUCAAAAGGAAUCAGCCCCUAACAGAAAAAGAAUUUAUGUGACCAGCUAUGUACCUGUUUCAUACAAGGGGAAACCAUGAAGUUUACCAGGGAAAACAGUGGAGCUGCCUAAACAUUUGGCUAGUUUUAUUCUUGUUUCCAAGAACCUGUAUAUCAAGUCCUUCGAAACCCAAUUUUUUACUGAUGCUGGUUGAUGAUCUUGGUAUUGGAGAUGUGGGUUGUUAUGGCAAUGAUACAAUAAGGACCCCUAACAUUGAUGGCCUGGCAAAGGAUGGAGUGAGACUUACUCAACACAUUGCUGCAGCUGCUGUCUGUACUCCAAGCAGAGCAGCUUUCCUGACUGGCAGAUACCCCAUCAGAUCAGGCAUGGCAUCUGGCACUCAACAGCGGAUUCUCUUCUGGAAUGGAUGUUCCGGUGGGCUCCCACCAAAUGAAACUACUUUUGCCAGAAUACUCCACCAGCAAGGUUAUUCUACAGCUCUUGUUGGGAAGUGGCAUUUGGGUGUGAACUGCCAAUCCCGCCGUGACCACUGCCACCAUCCUUUAAAUCAUGGCUUUGAUUAUUUUUACGGCAUGCCUUUUACCUUGUUGAAUGAGUGUCAAGGCACAGAUGACCCUGAACUGGCCAAGUCUUUGCAAGAUACGUAUUGGCUUUACACGCAGAUGAUCAUCCUUGCAGUGCUUACUCUUUUGAUUGGAAAACUUACCAAUUUAUUUUCAGUAAAAUGGAAAAUAAUCGUAUGUCUGGCCAUCUGUGGUAUCCUGUAUUUCAUCUCCUGGUUCUCCAGCUAUGGUUUCACCAAGUACUGGAACUGUAUCCUGAUGAGAAACCAUGAUAUCACUGAACAACCGAUGAAUCUAGAAAAAACUACUUCUAAUAUGCUGAAGGAGGCAGUUUUAUUCAUUGAAAGAAACAAGCAUAGACCAUUUCUUCUCUUUGUUUCCCUUCUACACGUUCACACCCCUCUCAUUACCACAGAGGAGUUUCAGGGAAGGAGCAGGCAUGGCCUAUAUGGAGAUAACGUAGAGGAGAUGGACUGGAUGGUGGGCAGGCUUCUGGAUGUUAUUGACAAAGAAGGCUUGAAGAAUACCACAUUCGUUUAUUUUGCAUCUGAUCAUGGAGGAUCCUUAGAGGCUCACAGAGGAAACGCUCAGUUGGGUGGAUGGAAUGGGAUCUAUAAAGGUGGAAAAGGAAUGGGAGGCUGGGAAGGAGGGAUCCGUGUCCCAGGAAUAGUUAGAUGGCCAGGAGUGUUGCCUGCAGGGACAGUUAUCCAUGAACUGACAAGCCUUAUGGACAUCUUCCCAACAGUGGUUCACCUGGCUGGAGGAGCAGUGCCUCAGGACAGGGUAAUCGACGGGCGCACCUUGCUGCCUCUGCUGAGGGGGACAGUUCAGCGCUCCGGGCACGAGUUCAUGUUUCACUACUGCGGUGUGUUUCUGCAUGCAGUGCGGUGGCACCAAAAGGACAGUGGCACCAUAUGGAAAGCUCACUACGCCACUCCAGUAUUCCAACCAGAAGCUUCUGGGGCCUGUUUUGGGAGAGGAAUUUGCCCGUGCUUUGGGGAUGGUGUAACCCAGCAUGACCCUCCGCUGCUGUUUAAUCUCUCGCAAGAUCCUGCUGAGGCAAAUCCUCUAUCAGCUGACACCGAGCCUUUGUUCGACACGGUAAUAACAAGAAUAGGAAAAGCUGUAGAAGAGCAUCGCCAGACACUGACUCCGGUCCCACAACAGCUGUCUCCUUACAAGAAUAUAUGGAAGCCAUGGCUGCAGCCAUGCUGUGGCACAUUCCCGUUCUGUUGGUGUGAUGAAGAAAACAACAAAGCAGAUGGCAUACUUUAAUACCAAAAUCAAAGUACGGUUAGCUUUAAAAAAGCUGAUAGUUUUUACAUUCACAUGGCUGCAGUCAUACAAAGAUACUGAGUCAAAUUACGCUGGAAUAACCAAAAGGGAUUUUAUUGUUGCCUUUUAUUCAACCUUUUCUCUUACCUGCAGAAAUUUAUAAGCCUGAAGUUUAAAAGAAAUUAAAAAUGCUCCAAACAUAUUCCACCUAUGGUUCACCUGUAUAAUCUAUCCUGCAAGUUCAUAAUUCUGAAUCAAAUACCCAAAUAAAUAAAACAAAAUUUCUUU
Tyto alba (common barn owl) is the source of this 2552-nucleotide messenger RNA. Its product is annotated as arylsulfatase D. The record is from RefSeq and is a predicted model, not a curated record. NCBI's taxonomy places the organism in Eukaryota, Metazoa, Chordata, Aves, Strigiformes, Tytonidae. The transcript is spliced from 12 exons. Gene Ontology annotation, molecular function: arylsulfatase activity. The coding region runs from base 474 to 2264 and encodes 596 amino acids.